Molecule: messenger RNA, 585 nt
Organism: Trichophyton rubrum CBS 118892
Lineage: Eukaryota; Fungi; Ascomycota; Eurotiomycetes; Onygenales; Arthrodermataceae
Exons: 6
Coding region: 1-585 (194 amino acids)
Biological process (GO): mitochondrial electron transport, cytochrome c to oxygen
Cellular component (GO): mitochondrial envelope
Source: RefSeq, a predicted model, not a curated record
AUGUUUGUCCAGCGAAGUGUUUUCGCCCUUGCCAGACGGACUCCGGUCCGAGCUGUUGCGAAGCGCUCUUUUUCUACGUCGUUCGUUCGAUUCGAAGCCAAGUCGAAAUGGGAUCCUCAACCUGGCGAAUCAGCUGGAAAGAUGGUUUCCUUCGAAGAGGCCAAAACCCCAUCAGACCUUCUUGCCCCCGGAGCGAAGCCCGGUACCGUUCCUACUGAUCUUGAGCAGUCCACGGGUUUGGAGCGAUUGGAACUUUUGGGCAAAAUGCAAGGAAUCGAUAUUUUCGACCAGAAGCCCCUCGAUGCUUCACGACUCGGAACCAUCCAGGACCCAAUUGUCGUCAAAUCCGCCGGAGAGGAACACUACGUCGGAUGCACUGGUUACCCAGCCGACUCUCACACUGUCAUCUGGCUGACUGUCUCCAAGGACCGGCCAGUUGAGCGUUGCUCUGAGUGCGGCAACACCAUCAAGAUGGACUACGUUGGUCCAAAGGAAGAUCCCCACGCCCACAGCCACGACCACCACGGCCCUUACGAACCAAAGACCUUCGCCGACUACGUCAAGCCUGAGUAUUGGUAUAGGUAA